CAGGCCCUUGGGCACUGGGUUGGACUAGUUUUUUUCCAGGGAAACAAACGGCGUUCUGUUAUCAUACGCGAAUGCAAAAUGUCGUCCGUGCGAGGGGUACCGGUGAGUCAAACCCGAGUCCGGACGAGACUAAAGGAGCCUGAGGAAAUACGACGUCGUAGAGCACUGAAAAGAGUGGACAGAGAGCUUUCAAAGAGCAACUUCAGGGCGGCGCUCUCUCUGGUCAAGCAGUUGCAAGGUAAGCCCGGUGGUCUCCGUGGCUUUGGUGCCGCUAAACAGGUGUCUCAAAGAAUUUCAUCCUUGGAUGAAUUAGACCUCGGUGGAAUGGAUACAUCAUCUCUCAGAUCAUUAGUUGAUUCAGUUCUGGAUUCCAUUAGGCGUAGCAUUCAGUUUCCGUUAACCGGUGAGGUCUCAUCAUUAGGACUUGAGACUUUUAUGGAAGGUGAAAACUAUGAUUGUCCUUGCGAAGAUCAUCUAAGAUGUAUGCAACACGAAGCCGGUCAUUUUCUAGUUGGCUACUUGCUUGGGGUAUUACCAAAAAGAUAUAGAGUACCUAGCAUGGAGGGUCUGAGGCAAGAAGAAUUUGCUGGAGGAAAGGUGGAGUUUCUCGGUUUUGAGUUUCUUAGUGAACUUGAUACUGCAACUACUUUAUAUAAAGACUUCACCAAAGGAAAACUAAGUGACGUGGCCAUUAAAAGGAAAAUUUCAUUCACGGUUUUAAAGAGGUUUUUAUGUGUUAUACUUGGAGGGUUGGUAGCAGAGCAUCUGGUUUUUGGAUACUCUGAAGGACAUUACUCUGAUGUUGAGAAGUUGGACAGUGUUCUUAAAUGGGUGGGAUUCUCAGAGAAUGAAGCUGACUUACAAGUAAGAUGGGCUGCACUGAAUACAGUCCUGAUAUUAGUUCGUCAUCAUGAAGCUAGAUCAAGACUAGCAGAAGCCAUGGCAUUAGGAAGGUCGGUUGGCUUUUGCAUUGAUACAAUAGAAAGUACUUUACAUGGUAAAGACAUUUAGAGUUAGAGACCUUUGCUAUCCGAGAAGUAUAAGGCCCUCUGAGGCAUGAGUUGUUGAAACCUUGGCUGUGGAGAGUCUGCACUUUUGGUUAAUGAGUGGAGAACUACCACAAAUUGUAGUAGGGUGUACUGCAUUAGCAGUGGUGGAAGCUUAGAAGCAAGGUGAUAUUGUACGACUUUGCUAUGAUGUCCUUCCAACCUCGAUUCACGUAGAACAUCUCUCCAUCAUAUGAACAUCGUAUAUAGGAGAAAUAUGAGGUCCAAACUAAGAAGUGCUGCACUCCCUUGAAAUGGGUGUGUAAAUCACACCUCCUUCUGUGAUUGCCAAAGCUCCGGGUGAACCCAAAAUAGGUCAUGGACUUGGAUCUACCAAAUGA
Molecule: messenger RNA, 1387 nt
Organism: Ilex paraguariensis (yerba mate)
Lineage: Eukaryota; Viridiplantae; Streptophyta; Magnoliopsida; Aquifoliales; Aquifoliaceae
Source: the annotation of a GenBank genome assembly